AAACUCAUUGCUCCAGAAAGGCGCGUGCGUUAAGCUCUGAGCUCCCCCGGUUGUUCACUGUUUCAGUCCAGAAUUCCCAAACCCUUCCCUCCUCCUUGUCUGUUUUUUCCUUUAAAAAAAAACCUCAAUUCUUUCAAGAAAGAGAAUUUAAAAAAAUUCAAAUUUUCUGUUAAUUUCUGAGUUCGAUCUCUUAUUUUCAAUGGAGGAAUCAUCGUAUUCAAAUCUUAGUACCAGUCAUUUGCUGGGCUCAGUUCCCGCCGUUACCAAUGAAGAAAAGAAGGCCUCUUAUGAAGUUCCUGAAGCGAAUAUGCAAAUUUUCCCUCCAAAUAAUGGCAGCGGAGGAGGUAGGGGUCGAGGUUAUCAAACUCUUGAGGCUCCUACCGAAGAAUUUGAACAACAGCCACCAAACAACUGGAGUGGAGUUUUUAGUAUCUCAUCAUACACGCAGUAUUUUAAUGUGGAUACAGAUGUUGUCAUAUACAGAUUGAUUAGUUCCUUUUAUCCUGUCACCGGAGAUUUUUUCAGCAAGAUUGAUGCUAACCCUGACCUGUAUGGACUUAUUUGGAUCACGACAACAUUGGUCUUUAUGCUUGCUUCCUUUGGAAACUGGGCCACAUACCUUAUGCAAAAGCACAGUGAUGGUACUACUUCUUGGAGCUUUGAUGUUGGUUAUAUAAAUGCAGCGGCUGUUGGAAUCUAUGGUUAUGCAGUUGUGGUGCCAAUGUCAUUUAAAUUCCUGCUUCAAUACCUAGGUUCAAAUGCUAGCCUUGUACGGUUUUGGUGCAUGUGGGGUUAUUCAUUUUCCAUUUUUAUUCCAACUGCGCUUCUACUGCUUAUUCCGGUUGAGAUUCUCCGAUGGAUCAUUAUACUCAUUGCUGGUUCAGCCUCAUCAUGCUUUGUUGCCUUGAAUUUAAAAUCUUAUAUCGAGGGGGCAAACGAUCUCAAAAUGAUGGUUGUCGCAGCAUUCUUGUUGCAAAUGGCCCUUGCAAUCUUCAUCAAGGUUUGGUUCUUUCCAUAGUCAACUUAUGUAGACUAUCCGAGCAUCUAAAAACCCAAACUUUGAUUACUUUGUUUCUGGGAAAUACGCAAAAGAAGAUCCGAAUUAGAUCGAGGAAAAGCUUGUGUGUUGUUGUGGGAUUCGUUACUUGUUGAGCUUUAGUUUUAGUGAUAAAUUUGAAACAUUCAAGAGAGACAAAUUACUUGGUUUUGGAGUGUGGUUGAUUAGGUGUGGCUGGCCUACAACUUUUAGAAGGCCAGGCCAACAUAUCAUCACAACAACUAGACUAGAUGUCAAUGUAAUACCUUAAAGUAAAUUAAUUUCUUUUCUUUUUU
This is a messenger RNA of Gossypium raimondii (Peruvian cotton), 1332 nucleotides long. RefSeq lists its product as uncharacterized. The coding region runs from base 200 to 1018 and encodes 272 amino acids. The record is from RefSeq and is a predicted model, not a curated record. Gene Ontology annotation, biological process: vesicle-mediated transport. Lineage: Eukaryota; Viridiplantae; Streptophyta; Magnoliopsida; Malvales; Malvaceae. The transcript is spliced from 6 exons. Gene Ontology annotation, cellular component: Golgi apparatus; membrane. Gene Ontology annotation, molecular function: small GTPase binding.